AUGGCGGCGGAGAAGGAGGGCGCGGUGGUGACCAAGGGGCACGACGAGGGGAUGAAGGCGGCGGCGGCGCUGCUGGAGGAGUUCGGCCUCCCGCUGGGGCUGCUGCCGCUGGAGGAAGUGACGGAGGUGGGGUUCGUGCGGGACACCGGCUACUUCUGGCUGGCGCAGCUUAAGAAGGUGGAGCACCGGUUCCAGAAGAUCGGCAAGCAGGUGAGCUACGACGUCGAGAUCGCCGGCUACGUCCAGCCCAGGGGCAUCAAGAAGCUCAAGGGGGUCAAGGCCAAGGAGCUCAUGCUCUGGCCCCCCAUCAACGAGAUGGCCGUCGACGACCCGCCCACCGGCAAGAUCCACUUCAAGAGCCUCGCCGGCGUCACCAAGACCUUCCCCGUUGACGCCUUCGCCGCCGGCCAGUAG
Molecule: messenger RNA, 414 nt
Organism: Miscanthus lutarioriparius
Lineage: Eukaryota; Viridiplantae; Streptophyta; Magnoliopsida; Poales; Poaceae
Source: the annotation of a GenBank genome assembly